AUGACUACCGAGUCCUCGCUCCCCGCACACCUGGACCCAGCCACAUACCCUCGCACCCAGCACGAUAAGGCGCAAAACAUCCACCUCACCCUCACAUACGACCCGCUCGACGCAAACACAUACCUCGCGCAAACCUCCUCGCCAGCUGCCGGUGCCAACGUCCUUUUCCCUAGGGACCACAAGAGAUACCUUCGAGGGACGCUCUGUCUCACAAUUGAGCUAUACGUGCUAUCCGCCGCUGGCCUUGAAGACGUUGGCGGCGAUCGCGGACGCAGCUGUCAAGACGCAUGA
Penicillium chermesinum is the source of this 291-nucleotide messenger RNA. Its product is annotated as Molybdopterin synthase catalytic subunit. The transcript has a single exon. The coding region runs from base 1 to 291 and encodes 96 amino acids. The record is from RefSeq and is a predicted model, not a curated record. Lineage: Eukaryota; Fungi; Ascomycota; Eurotiomycetes; Eurotiales; Aspergillaceae.